AUGGCAAUGCAUGCAUUUGGUAUCCUUUUGGUUGUUCUUUACUCUCUGUUGAAAUUUGCAUCCUCGGAUAUCAAUUUUGUACGAGAUGGGUUUCUGCAAGCAGGGUUGAAAAUGGAUGGAGCUUCUUAUGUGAGACCAAAUGGCAUACUUACCUUGACAAAUAAUUCCGCAAAAAUCCUUGGCCAUGCAUUCUAUCCAUCUCCUUUGCCAUUAAAAUCUAGCAAAAACAAAUCCAUUGUGUCAACCUUUAGCACUACCUUUGUGUUUUCCAUUGUUCCUAAGUACCCAGAUCUUGGUGGACAUGGUUUAGCAUUCGUCCUAAUAUCUACCAACCAGCCAAAAGGGUGCCUUGUAAAUCAAUAUUUAGGCCUCCCAAAUGAGACAAGUAAUCAAGAAUUCUCAACCAGGUUCCUAGCCAUAGAGUUUGACGGGGUACAAAACCUUGAACUUGAAGACAUCAAUGACAAUCACGUGGGGAUAGAUAUAUCCAGUCUCAUCUCUAACAUUUCUAAGUCAGCAGCAUACUACUUACCAAGAAAUGACCAAGAUCACAUCAAGAACGUUUCCAUCAGUCUCAAGAGUGGAAAGCCAAUUCAAGCAUGGGUUGAUUACAAUGAAGGAGAGAUGUUUUUCUGCUUCCAACGGUUUGCUGAUAGCUGA
Messenger RNA from Cajanus cajan (pigeon pea), 660 nucleotides. NCBI's taxonomy places the organism in Eukaryota, Viridiplantae, Streptophyta, Magnoliopsida, Fabales, Fabaceae. The record is from RefSeq and is a predicted model, not a curated record.